Molecule: messenger RNA, 759 nt
Organism: Melampsora larici-populina 98AG31
Lineage: Eukaryota; Fungi; Basidiomycota; Pucciniomycetes; Pucciniales; Melampsoraceae
Exons: 6
Coding region: 1-759 (252 amino acids)
Source: RefSeq, a predicted model, not a curated record
AUGGCUUCAGCUUCUUCACCGACUUGGCAGGGAGACCCUACUGAAGAUCCUCAGAAUCCUCCCAGCAUGCUCCGGGGUGCAUUACCAGUCACCCCAACUCCGCCACCCAAUGCAUCACAUCACACCGUGGAUGACGAUGCAUGGGCUGCCCGCCUUCUAAGCUUGAAGGCCGCUGAUGUGCUCCACACAUAUGAUCAAGUCGUGAACCAUUUUGACAUGACAGACAUCGUGCAACAAAGAAUAAGGGUCAUAUUUGAGCAACCUUCUUCUGAGAUUCGCCACAUGGCAGUCCUUCAAUGCUUGACAGAGUUUGGCUUGCAGCAACGGAAAAGGAAUUUGGUGGAUUCGGGCUUGGCUCAUAUACCACUUUGUCCUCGUAAAGUUUACAGAGCAUCUAAUCAUUUUAUUCUGCUGCAGAUUCAGCUUUGGCGCCUCGCGAAAAAUGAUGAGUUUAUACAUUUCCAGAAGGUUUUGAAAUGGGCGCGCACGAGGCGAAUAGCUCUCAUGUCCAAAUCCAAAAAAGGAUUGGGCACCAAACCCUUUUUGGAGAAUGGUAGAUCAGCGGAUCCACCAAAUAGCCCUAUUGGUACCACAACAUCAUCUUCGGAAGCCAUAUCACCUCGUGAGAUGCCUUCAGUUCCACAUCUCGUGGAAUGCGGAACUGGAUUACAGGGCAUUGCUGACACUGAUACCAUGUUUCCGCUGAUUAAUUACAGCCAAGGCGAAUGCCCUGGUCAAACCAUAAAAGGAGAUAGUUGA